AUGCUAUUCGCCCUCCCUCUCCUUCUAGCGGCGCCUCUCGUGGCUGCCCACGGUGCGGUGACCAGCUACAUCAUCGGCGGCAAGGAAUACCCGGGCUACCAAGGCUUCUCGCCCGUGGCCGGGGCCCAGAUCAUCCAGCGUCAAUGGCCCGACUACAACCCGAUCAUGACGGUGACUGACGGCAAGAUGCUCUGCAACGGCGGGACGUCGGCGCCCAUCUCGGCGCAGAUCGCGGCGGGCGAGAACAUCACGGCGGUCUGGAAGCAGUGGACGCACCAGCAGGGGCCGGUCAUGGUGUGGAUGUACGCGUGCUCGGGCGAUUUUGGGGCGUGCGACGGCCGGGGCAAGGGCUGGUUCAAGAUCGACGAGAUGGGCGCGUGGGGCGGCGUGCUGAACAGCAACAACUGGGGCACGGCCAUCGUGUACAAGAACCUCAAGUGGUCGAGCAAGAUCCCCACGAGCCUCAAGCCCGGCAAGUAUCUGAUCCGCCACGAGCUGCUGGCCCUGCACCAGGCCAACACGCCCCAGUUCUACCCGGAGUGCGCCCAGAUCGAGGUCACCGGGUCCGGCUCGGCGGUGCCCGGCGGCGAGUUCCUCACCAAGAUCCCCGGCUAUGCAUCACAGAGCGACCCAGGCGUGACCGUUGAUAUCUAUCAGGGCAAGGCAACCACUUACACGUGCCCAGGACCAAAGGUGUGGACUGGCUAG
Molecule: messenger RNA, 708 nt
Organism: Neoarthrinium moseri
Lineage: Eukaryota; Fungi; Ascomycota; Sordariomycetes; Amphisphaeriales; Apiosporaceae
Exons: 2
Coding region: 1-708 (235 amino acids)
Source: RefSeq, a predicted model, not a curated record